Molecule: messenger RNA, 9537 nt
Organism: Porites lobata
Lineage: Eukaryota; Metazoa; Cnidaria; Anthozoa; Scleractinia; Poritidae
Source: the annotation of a GenBank genome assembly
AUGGACAUUCGAGAACUUUUAGAACAGGCAGGUAAGAAGCUUUCCAAGGUAGGUUCAGUGGAUCCCGAUUGCCCACUCAGUAACAUCAUUCCGAAGAAGGAAGAAAGAAAGUAUCUACUCAGAAACAAAAGUGCUCAUCGCCCGGAUAUAAAGACCGAUAGAUUUAAGGAUGUUUUUGUAAAUAGGAUUAUUUUUAGAUAUAAUCUUUGAUCUUUCUAUUAUUUGCAUACAGUAUGACUUAUGUACGUUUAGAUCCCGGGGGGAGGGGGGCACUUGGGUAUUUUUUGGGUGGGUAUGUGCCGCCCGGGACUCCAAAUUGGCACCGCAUUCUAAAAAGAAAUUCGCCUUAAAAUUGAUACUCCGUUCUAGAAAUGGGCCAAUUUUUUAUACUCCAUUCUAGAAAGUUUGUAAAUUGAAAUAGCCCUGUUUUUUUUAAAAGAUAUGUCUUUAUUUGUUCGACUUAUACAUCAAAAUAAAUAAAUGCCUCUUCAUAAUCAGCAACAAUUAAAUAAAUAAUUUCAAAUGGCUGCUUACAAAACUGAAGUUUUCGUGCGUUCGAAAUAUUAUACCCUGUCCUAGAAAACAGCUCUGAAAUGGAUACCCCGUUCUAAAUCAGGAGCUUCAAAAUCACGACCCCGUUGGGCGGCACAUACUCGUAUAGGUAAUGUAUGGGAGUACCCCCCAGGGUUUAGAUUUCCAACUGCUGAUGUAACUUAAGAUAAGUCUUUUUAUCUUAGGAGAAUAAAGAUUGAUUGAUUGAUUGAUAAAAUAGUCCUGUAAUUCUGAGUUAGAUUUGUUACUAUACUCAAAAUGCCAAAUUAAAUGAAAUUCUGGACCUCAAUUACAUCAGCCCUUAGACAUUAACCCCUCUUGUUGAUGACAUGUUCUGGCACUGCACAUUUUUGCAUUGCUGUAUACUGUGUGAAACAGUUCACAAGUAUUUUAGAAGUAUAGAAUUUGUGUUAAAUUGCCAACCAUGCUAAAUAUCUAGCUACCAUUAUUUUGCCACCAAGUAACUACUCUCUGGCGAUGCUGAGGGCUGCAAUUAAGUGUUGUGAAUGUCCAUUAGUUCGUUGAAAUUAUUAUGAAACUAUUAUGGUCCCCAGAGGUGCCAGGGAAUUUCAUUCCUACUGAAGAUCCUUAGAAGGAUGGGGAAAUUGACAUUUGAAAUCCUCGGGCAAACCAUUGAUGGGUGCGUUUAAUGUGUGCUCGUCUUAGCUAUCAUUACUUUUGAGAUAUAACAUAAAAUGUAGUCAAUAUUAGAUAAAUUUUUUUUAAAAUUAUGUGUUUAAAAAUAAUUUGAACUGCUGCAAAAGCUCCCCUUACUGUUUACGUAAUAUCCUUGGAGAGGUUUCGGUUUAUCAUCUAACUGGUAUACUUCCAGCUUGUUCUGAGUAAGUCUGUGCCAAAAGGCUGCGUCAACAGCGCUUGAAAAAGGUACAAAUUGUAAGGCAUUUUGGCCGCCAGACACAGCCGCCAUGUUGAACCAGUGAGACAUCUAUGUGUUAUGUCAUGUAAAAUCACUAAAUUAUGUCUCAUCUGAUCAUAUCCUCCUCGUACACACAAAUUGGGAAAUACGAAACUCAAUAUUUCGAAAUCGUUGUUUAUUGAGGACGUUUAGUUUUUUCUUGGAUCGAAAAAGAGGAAUUCUUAAAUAGCGGAAAUAAUUGAAGGUUUCAUAUAUUUCAUAGUCCUCAAUCACCAUAUGAAUUUUCUCGGAAUAAAACAUUGUGAAUUACCGAAGGACAUGCAUAGGUUACUUUUUAAAAGCAUUAUAGUACUAUGAUAUUGAAUAUCGAGAGAAUAACAAAAUACUUAUUUUCCUACCAUUAUGAAAACUUAUUUUCCUAUUUUGGGAGACCCUUGUCACGCUCCACUAACCAAUCACACGAGGCGUUUGGUCACGGGGUUUUCGUCAUGUCUAAUUCUUUUCAUUCCUGAGCACAAAUCCAUGUUUGUUUCUAUUUAUUUCAUGGAAGUGGCUGAAAUAAGCUCUUAGGGGCAAGGAUUUUAUCACUGCCCCCUCCACCGGACAGAGAAAGAGAACUAUGGUUGGUACAGUAGGCUUUUCUUGUCAUAUUUUCGGUUUUCAGAGUGUUGUUCAUUGUGCGGGCACUUGUGUUUGUUCAGUUUACAGAUCUGAUUUAGUUCUGUUUUUUUCCAGAUAAUGGAGACUCCUCUGGAUGUACUAUCAAGAGCAGCAUCUUUAGUACAGCCAGACACCAGAGAAAGUAAGUCCCGAUGUGUCUGGAUGCUAUUUCUUCUACGAAGUUUAUGCAUUUGCAGUAAGAGGGAAACUUUCGAUCAUUCGUAAUAAUUUUCACGCAGAGAUACUCGCACUAAACGCGCGCACAUUUUCUUUGAUUGAAGUAUUUUUUCUUUGUGCUCCUUACCUAGGAUAUGAAAGUAGUAAAUUUUCCAUUUAUUGACGCAACUCACACAACCUUGAAGAAUUAUGUGGUUUAUCAUGAGUUACUAAGUAGUAAAUAACCAUCACAGUUAUGCUAUGCUUGGAAUGAGAAUCUUCUCGUUAUUCUGUAAACAAUGCAUUCACAGUUGACAUCGGCACACGUCCUAUUGGUUUAGAUUUAUUCGCUUAAAAUUAGCCUCUUGCUGUAGUUAAAGAUAUGUCGACCUCUUAUCGUAACAAGCGUUUUUCUCAGUAAACGUAGGUGUUUUUUCUUUAUUUUUGUGCACGUUUUGCUUUGAGCGAAAAUAUUUAAGUUAAGGUUGCCCUAUUUACAGCCAACCAGUAUCAAACAACGUGCACGUUGCUUGCAUCACUAACAUUCCAUGGAAAUUUUUCGAGCAUUACAAUUCUUUGGUUUCCAAACGACCAUUAUAUUGACCUAUCAUCAUACAAUAUUUAGAACACAACUUUUAAGGAGACGACAUAAUUUCCAUCGCACUUCAUUUGUUUUCUUUGCUUUCAAUGGUGAGAAAUUCCAUUGUCGAGACCAAAAAAGGUUAGGUGACACUGCGACGAUCGUUGUUCUUCCUUUGACCGUGGUCUUUGUGUUGCAAAUGUUCUGAAAUGUGGGUAGCGAGUUAACCAAUUGUUUUAUAUAGCUUCAGAGUCAGAAGCCAGCGAGGAUUCUCCAAAAGUUAUGCCAUCGGCUGAAAAUCGAAGAAAGCGAAAUUUGGAAAGACGAGACAUUGCUCAGGCCUUGAACUUUGACGACGGUCGAUUGGGAAAACUAUCAUCGGUGAAGACAGCAGGGACACAAACGUAAGUAUACAUGUAUGAUAAGAGUAGUUAUUUGCGUCAGACCACGGCAAACACGAAGUAAAACAAGCUUACGUUGCAAGAAGUUUUGGGUGCCAUGUGGAAACGUUAAGCUUAUAACUUGAUAGAUGGCAUGGCUUGCAAAGUUGUGGCAGAUCCUCGUUUCUGUGUAUAUUUGUAAUUCCUGGUGCCGAAUUAACAUUACUUCGCAAAUUCCGAAGGGAUUGCUUUCCCAGCAAAAUUUGCCUCUAGAAGUUACAUAUUUCAUAUUAUUGUUAACUCGGUGAUAUAGUACCUUGUUUGAGUAAAUUGUAGAUCAAAAAAUGCUUUGAGGUAGAAAGUAGAAAAAUAUGAAAAAAAUUACUUACCAUGUGCAAUCUCAAAGCUCCUCACGGUAAUAUUAUGCACUUCUAUUUUAAUUUGAUUUGGUAGGUUCUAGCUGCCUCUAGGUUUUUGCAUCACUCCUACAGAUGGAAUGUCUUUAGCCUGCAGUGCAGGCGUAUUUUGGGCGGGCGAAACCUUGUUCGUGUUCGUAAUAUUGUUGUAGCCACCAUCUUUGAUUUUAUGACAGUGGAAGAUUAGGGAGAGUAGAAAUAGUAACCCUUACGGUAGGUGCGAGGACGAAAGAAGGGGAGGGGGAGGGGAGAACAAAAAUACGCCUGCCCGAUGUCAUUGUUCUUUUGGGAAACUCCGUACGCUGGCAAAAGGAGCUCCUGAUUGGUGCGGCAUAGGGAAGUAGAUUGAUGCCUGUCAAUUAACUGUAAGGCUAUAUUGUUUAUUCCAUUUGCCUGGUUUCCGUCAGUCUUUUGGGAUUGGAGUGGCUGGGAAUGUCACAUGUAUUACGCAAUGAGAAAGUCAAAGAGAUUUCUACACUGGUCAUCAGGACAAGAUUUGCUCGCAGUACUAAAACCUACACCACUUUUACCUCAUGCCAAAAUGCUGCUUGUUCCAAUACGUUUUUUUUUUUCUGGCGAGUAGAUUAUGCGCUAGAGGGUUCUAUGUUUUGACUGAGCAAAUGUGAUUUUAUUUAGCCACUUGUUUCACACUAAGAGGUCAUGACAUGCUUAUUGAUUUUCUGUGGUUUUUGAAUUUCUGGUCUUCAUGAUUGCCCUCUGCUGCAAGAGCGUUUUCUUUGACCUCUUUUGCAGCGUAAAACUCUUUUUGUCACUAAACUGUUGGGUUCUUUAUUUUUAUCCAAAGUGCCUCAGGAUCUGAAUAACUAAGCGAUUUUCUUUCUAGUCCGAGAAUGUGAUGUUUUCCUGCAAUGUUGUAUCAUGCUGUGCCCAGCUCGUUAGUUUUUUAAGUUGUUUGCAGGAUGUUAAACUCUCACGGAUAGUGAUUUACAGAGAUGAAUUUAGAAGAAUGAAUUGCAGCUUAAACUGAAGCCUCGUCAGCUGUGGAGAAUUGCAUUGUGACUUAGUCAAGAGAAAAACAAUGAUAAACUCCAGCUUGUUUUUCUUAAGACAAUGCGAAGUCUUUGGACUGGAGUGACUGUUUGUUUGUUUUGUUAUUGUCGGCUACUUAUUUCUGGAAGAGCGGUCACGCACGUCUAAUCAGGGGGUGUUUCUCAGCUUCACAGUGUUUUCGGGCAGGCAAUUUCUCUUCUCUCUCCCCGCCCCCUCCCCGCUCCCUUUGACUAGCCCCAUCUCCUCCUCUCUUCGGCGGAAGUUUCAACAUGGCGCGAGUAAAUUGCGCGCUCAAAGAAAACGCCUGCACUGCAGGCUAGAAUGUCUUCAUUACAAUGUACAUGGAAAAGUGACAUUGUGUAGCUAAAAUAUGCUUUUCAUGGGUUGAUCCAGAGUUGAGGGCCCAUAAUAAUCUUCAAGUUGAAAACUUAACAUAACCCUGCAUAUAUGUAACUUAUUUGGACUAUUGUCCCUAAGUGACCUGUUGACUCAUGUGACCCAAUUCAAAAAUCAUAUUUUAACUGAGAAACAUGCAUUAAGAAUAAUAUUAUAGAUUAUUAGCCAGGGCUAAAAGCGAAGCUCUCGAUAAUAUUUAUAGUUUGUUUAAACACAAUAUAAAAUUGUGUAAUGCUAAGCAGCGAAGGCAAUGCUGGAGAGUGGUGAAAAACAACAAUAAGUCUAAUUAGCAAAAAAAGCAAAUUUGCACUUGCAGCAUGCUUUCCCUGUACAUUUCUUUGCCACUGAUUUGCAUGACUAGAACGUGAAACUUCCAGAAACUUCUUAGUUACAUGUUUUAUGGAGGAAAUGUUGUACGUGUUCUCGUUCACUUUUUUUUCACUGCCGCUCAUUUUCAUCUUGCAUUGGUGGCCGCCAGCAUUUCCCACUUUGUGAAAGGUUUGAACCCAGGAGUCAUUUCAAAAGUAGGUUGAGUUUGAUCUCUACAAGACAAGACUGAUUAUCUUAACAACGUUUUUAGUAAGAACAAUUACAACACGGACUUUGUUAGAUGGAACACUCACAGUAACACUGAAUCCAACACUCAGACCAAUGUCAACCCUGGCCCUGUUACGACAGCGACUAUACCGUACAUCAGAAGCACCUCGGAGACUAUUGCACGUAUAUUACAACCUUACAAUAUACGUGUUGAACACAAACUGAUAACCACUUUAUGACGACUGCUUACUAAUGUCAAGGAGGCAAACUAAUGUCUUACUAAUGUCAAAGACAAACCGGAGGACAGACAGGGAGCAGUAUACAAGAUCAAAUGCUGGGACUGCCAGGCUUCUUAAAUUCGUUAAAAGCGGCAGAAACCUUAGCAUGCAACUAAACAAACACAAACAAGCGAUGAGGAAUGGUGACGUCAACAAUCACAUUGCUGAGCACCACUUACAGAUGAAACAUCAAAUUGAUUGGGACUCUGCGACAUGUAUAACGUACUCUACAGACUACUAUCAACGUCUUACUUUAGAAAGCUGGUUUACUAACUUAGAACAAACACCACUGAAUCAUAGCCAACAGUUACCAGCGCUGUACAAACUUAUAGACAAGAUCAAGCAAAACUAACUACGAGAGAACGACUGGAGAACUGACAAUUUGACUAACAAUAGACGACUGUUUAACUGUGACAAUAGACUGAUCGAAAUGCACCAAUUACUGAUUACGAGUCUUCCGCGCAAAUAACAUCACGGCUUAAAUGACAGAUGACCAAUAACGUCGCGACGUAAUUGACCAAUCAGAUCAAUAACCAGAGUAUAACACUAUCAACUGACGUGAUACAACUCACUUUGACUCUGAAGAUGACUACCGCACAGGUUGUCGAAACGUCAGUCACUGUCAACAACAACAGUGCUAUUCAGGACUAUGUUCACCUAGACGAUGAAACUCAACCUACAUUUCCCAUUUUGUCACUGCCGCUACGAAAUUUUCAUGUUGUUCUUCCAACAAAAAAUGUCUUCUUUGUUUUUCAUCUCUCGCUCUAGACCUCUGUCGCCCUUUUCCUCGUUGAGCUUCGCUGGCCUGCCGCCUGCUUUCUCUUUUUCUCAGUCUUCCUCAUGCUCUAUAUUCCAAAUUUGUGGACGUGGCAAUUAAUCUAAACUAACUACUUUAGACAACAUGGAUACAGGAACAAUUUCCGCUUUCCGUUUUCAUCUUUAUUGACUCUUUAGUUGUCUCUGCUUUACAAGACGUCGGUGCCAAUGCGAUUUCCCUCCAAAAUAACCUCAAGUUGCAUUUGGGUUGCCAUACCUGUUGAUUGAGUUAUUUUACAUUGGGAUGCCUUUGGUGCAGAUGGAUGGUCGCUCGUGCAGGCGGUCGGUCGGUGUACAGUCACGUGAUUACCAAAUUUUCUCGGAUGGGUAGAUUACUUCAUUUUCUUACCUAUGGUGCUCUGCUGGCGCAGAAUAAUUAUUAACAAUAAUUAAUAAUUUCACAGUAACUGUCAAGGGGGCUGGGUUUAAGAGGGAGGAUUGUUAUAUAUGGGGGGAGGGGAUGAUGGUUGAAAUAAUUUGUAAUCUUUAAAUACGGGUAACAUGUAUUGUCAAUCUUUUUACUUUAUUAUAUUUUUGAAUUCAUUUUUUUAAUUGAUGCUGAAAAGCCCCCAAAGGGAAGUGUUCAAUAAAGCAUGUAUGCAUGUUUGUAUGUACAGACGUAUGUACGUAUGUAUGUAUAUAUGUAUGUAAGGACCAAAUAGAUUGUCUCUGGGCCAAAUUUGAGAAUUCUUGUGACUAAGAAAGGAAAGUUAUUGUAAUGUUAAACUGAAGUGGCACCCGGAUACUGGGCAAUGUACCGUAAUGGGUACAUUGUUUUUAAUACAAAGAUUAGAAGUACUUUUUAAAUGCAAAAAAAUCCAGCAAAAUUAUUAGUGGGGCUAUAGCCCAGCCAGCCCCUAUGCUCUGCGGUUCCUGUAAUAAUUUUGUUUUUCACACAGAACAAACCAGGAAGGUAAUUUCUUUUCAACCUUGUAGCAAUAUUAAACUUGAUAAAUUAAAGAACAUUUCUCAGAAAAGCAAGUAAGUUUACAUGACUUACAAGCCCAGCUAAUACUGACCAUUCAUGUUCUCCUUUUUCUACUCAAUCACAACCUUGUGUUCUGAAUGGAAAACAAACAAACAAAUGCUUACAUUUCCCCACACAAGAAUAAAUAGUUUGUCACAGAAAAGGUGCCGGUCUUGAAGGAAACUUGUACAAGCUAAAUCAAAACAGCAACAUUUGCAGUAAGAUUAUUUAGUCAAGUGUUUCACAUGUAAACACGUGGGCCUGAUCACUGAUUCAAUGGAAAAAAACUCACCUUCUCUCAAUCUCAGCAACUCUUAUUAUUAAUCAAUUGAAAUAAGAGCUUUUAACUGAACUUGAUUAUUCGCGGAAGAAACUAUUAACCACUAUUAACUAUUAGCCACGUAAGGUGUGAUUGGACGUACAGCUGUGUAGCAGGGUGGUACAUGAUUUAUUAUUUUCAUAACCUGUGACGGAUGAUUUUCUUUUUGGAUUUCUGUGAUUGGUGAAUAUCAAUUGAAACUAGAAGCGGAGACAGUAAAAGCAGAGAGUCAUGAUAUCAUUAUUUUUCUUAUCCUUUUUGUCAUUCCUCAAUCCUCAAGAUUAUUAAGAGCUACUGGUUAAUGUAGUUAAUACAUGUAUCUGAACAACACCAGAUUUCAGAGAACCCUUUCAAUGAUUAAGGUAAACUAACAGCAAUCCUACUCAAAAAGGAUGCUGGGAACACUUUGUUAGAGCUGAUUUAUUUAAUGGAUUAAGACUUUCCAUAUAUUUCUCCUAUAGGUUGCACUGCGUUGCAGGCUUUUUAUUAAUGUUUGGACUAUUCUAUAUUGUUUGUAUAUUUUAUAGUCAUAAGUUUAUUUUUUGGUUAGAUGUAUAAUUAUGCAAGGAGUAGUUGAAGUAUGACAAAUAGUGCCCAGUUUCACUCACUUUGUUCUGUAAUUUUAGGUAGCUUCACAAUUACCCAGAUUUUUCUCUAGGACAACUGAACUGAACUUUCAUUCAUGGUGUGUAACAUUGCAGCCUCCCAAUAUUAAUGUUGUUUAAAAAUCAUUAUUUUGUAGGUCACCAUUAAACCCAGCACCCACAACAAAGUCAAGAAUUGAGUCAGGUCCUCCUCCCCUCAUUUCAAUUGUUCCAAGAUCAGAAGAGGCUGGAUAUCUACAUUCUCAGGUUCCAUCACACUCAAGGCCGUCUGUGAUAACCUCUACAAACAUUAUUCAAAGACCAGUUGGUUUUAUGGCACCACCACACCUAUGUGGUCCAACAGACAUGUUUUGCUAUCCAGGUCCUCACAGACGUGAGGUGGUUGAAUCUGGAAUGAUUGACCCUUUCGUUGAAGAACAUUUUCGUCGUAGUCUCGGUGAGGAUUACAAGUGUGUUAGCCCAUCUGCUGGUUCAGUUGAUGACCACUUUGCUAAAGCUCUUGGUGACACAUGGCAAAAGCUAAAAAAAUCUGAAGUGACUUCGUCGCAAUCUUCAAAUCCUCCUCAACUGCAGUCAAUUGUCUCUCCUGCAAACUAACUAGGAUACAGCUUUGGAUGUCAAGUAUUAAAGCCUAGAUAAAGACAUGAAAAAAAAUCCGAAAGUAGCAUCUUGCACAUAAAACCAAAGGAUACUUGCCAUAAAAUGAAGCCACAGUAACCUAUCUCUGGUUUAUCAACGGCAGGUUGAUUUUACAUGCUGAGGAUCCAGAGCCAUGAGUGCUUUCUGAUGUUGUCACUUGUCGAGGGGCUGCAAAUUAUUCAAGUAAAUGGUGUUCACAUGCUCUUGGGUUCAUCAAAGAAUUUCUUUGUUGGUAGCAACAUUUAUUUGUUACCAAGUGCAGUGAAGUUUUUAAGUUAUUGACAAAUGUAAUUAUGCUGAGUUUGACAUUCACAUUAGUAAACGUGUUUUUUUCUUGAUUGUUGUUUU